AUGUUGAAAAGUGAAGCUGCCUGUUUUAUCUCUUUGCACAGUACCCUCUUCCUCCUGGCUGCUGCAGGAUGCCUUCCCUUCAACGACCCCCAGUUUGAUCCUGGUGGAUAUUUCUGGGCUGUAAUUCACUUACUCUGCGUAGGGGCUUAUAAGAUAUUACAGAAGGCCCGGAAACCCAACGUGCUAAGUGACAUUGACCAGCAGUACUUAAACUAUAUGUUCAGUGUGGUGCUCCUGGCACUUGCGUCUCAUCCCACAGCUGCUUCGGAUUAUUUGAACUAGUCUCCUGAGGAAACUGUCGAUAGUGACGGAGUGUUUCUGGAUUGUGUAUGACCCAUCCGACCCCGUGUCUCAUGAGGAUAAUUUGAAUGACUUUUUUCUCAGAGCAUUAUUCUACACUUGCCCACACUGAUGCACAUCUGCUAUUUUCUGCCCAGUCCCAUAGCCCGGGGUUAUCUUCCGACUGUAAGGUUUGCUGCUGAGUGCCCUCUGCACUCUCGUGUUGAAAACCUAUCCUUUGUAAAAUAAAAAUCAUAUGAAGCCCAUGGUGUGAACCCUACCUGUUUCUGCUCACCCAUGCCGCUGCUUGUCUGCCUUUGAGUGUGCCUCUUGUCAUUUUUUCAUGCAGUCAGGUAGUUGCCACCCAAGAGAUAUUCACGAGCCCCCGAAGCACCCUCCCCCUUGCAACUGUGUU
Molecule: messenger RNA, 694 nt
Organism: Leptonychotes weddellii (Weddell seal)
Lineage: Eukaryota; Metazoa; Chordata; Mammalia; Carnivora; Phocidae
Source: RefSeq, a predicted model, not a curated record